AUGGCGGCCACAUCAGCUACGAACGCGAAUGACGAUCCUAACGUUGGCAGCGCACAGCAUGCGUCAUCUUCUGCUACUGGUCUCCUCUCUACUUUAGCUCCAGUUGCUCUGAUAGCAUUGGUCUGGUUCGCACUGUUCUUGAUCUUCAGAAAAUGGUUUCCGCGCAACUAUCGCCCGAGAACCUUCCUGGGCAGUAUACAAGAGCGCGAACGGUCGCCUGCGCUCCCUGAUGGCAUCUUUGCAUGGUUUGGCAACUUUUUCAAUGUCCCUGACAGUUACGUCCUCAACCACCAUUCUCUGGAUGGCUACCUAUUCCUGCGCCUGUUGAAGAUGGCCGUCUUCACUUGUUUGGUUGGCUGUUGUAUUACUUUCCCCGUUCUAUUCCCAAUCAAUAUUACAGGUGGCGGAGGCAAAUCGCAACUUGAUAUCCUUACUAUGGGUAACGUGACCAACAACUAUUACAAGUUGUUUGCGCACACUGGUUGUGCCUACCUCUUCUUUGGUUUUGUCAUCUACAUGGUCACCCGAGAGAGUAUCUACUACAUCAAUCUGCGCCAGGCCUAUCUGCUCUCGCCAUACUAUGCUAGUCGCCUCUCGUCCCGUACUGUUCUUUUUACCUCCGUGCCGGAUGAGUAUCUGAACGAGGCAAAUAUACGUCGCAUGCUCGGAGAAUCCGUUGAAAGAGUUUGGAUCCCUACCGACACUGGAGACCUUGAGGACGAAGUCAAAGUCAGGGACAAGACAGCACUCAAGCUCGAAGCCGCCGAAACCAAGCUCAUCAAAGCCGCAAAUGCUGCUCGUCUGAAAGUCAACAAAAAGAAGGCCAAGAAGGAUCACGAAGACAUCGCUCUGGAAGAACUUACACCCGACGUUGAGGGCGGCUCUGCCGCUUCUCGCUACCUCUCUGCGAAAGAUAGACCUACACAUCGUCUGAAGCCUUUGAUUGGAAAGAAGGUAGACACUAUCGAUUGGUGCCGCGCGGAGCUGGAAAAGCGUAUUCCCAAAGUCGAGGAGAUGCAGAACAAGCACAAGACUCUCGAUGGCGUCAAGAAGGUCAACGCAGUCUUUGUGCAAUUCACCAGUCUACAAGAAGCACAAUCUGCUUACCAGAGCUUGACACAUCACCAGGUGCUUCACAUGGCUCCUCGCUACACUGGAAUGACGCCAGGAGAGAUCAUCUGGAGCAAUUUGCGCAUCAAGUGGUGGGAGCGAGUUCUCAGAUUCACAGCAACCGUUUCCUUUGUUGUUGCCUUGAUCGUUUUCUGGUCGUUCCCAGUCGCUGCUGUCGGUUUCAUCUCCAACUUGGACAAUCUCAAGGAUUAUGACAGUGGCAACCCUCCGACUACUUUCAAAGAAGGGUUCACCUGGUUGAAUUGGCUCCUUGCUCUACCACAAGUCAUUUUCGGAGUUGUGUCUGGUCUAUUGCCCACGGUCGCCUUGGCUAUCCUGGUGUCCGUAUUGCCGAUAAUUUUGCGUCUCAUGGCCAGACUUGGAGGCGAUCCUUCUCUGUCUGCUGUCGAGCUCACAGUCCAGAACACCUACUUUGGUUUCCAGGUCGUACAGGUCUUCUUGGUCGCCACUCUCGGUUCUGCUGCAUCUUCAGCUCUUGGUGAGAUUCUUCCGAACCACAUCAACCAAAUUCCUACCCUAUUGGCUUCAAGCAUACCUAAGGCUUCGAAUUUCUACUUGUCAUACUUCGUACUUCAGGGUUUGGGCGUGGUAUCUGGAACCUUGCUCAACCUUACCGGUCUGGUUGUCUUUAUCAUCCUUGGAAAAUUCUUGGACAACACACCUCGUAAGAUGUACAAGCGAUGGACGUCUUUAGCCGGCAUGAGCUGGGGCACUGUGUUCCCACCAUACACCAACCUCUUCGUGAUUGCGAUCUGUUACGCGAUCAUUGCUCCGUUGGUCCUCAUUUUCGCUGCCAUCGGCCUUUACCUGUUCUACCUGGCCUAUCGUUAUAAUCUGCUCUACGUGUCGAAUGCCAACAUCGAUACUAAAGGACGUGUAUACCCUCGUGCCCUCCAGCAGGUCUUCGUUGGCCUCUAUAUUGCUGAAUUUUGUCUCAUUGGACUGUUCGCCAUCGCCACGGGAUCAUCCGUAGGAGCACUGGGUCCUUUGAUCUUGAUGAUCAUCUUCAUGGUGUUCACAGCUCUCUAUCACCUGGCUCUGAAUGCCGCUCUAGAGCCUUUAAUUAACUAUCUGCCCAAGAGUCUUGAGGCUGAAGAGCGUCGCCUACUGGAUGAAGACGCCAACGUUGAGAAAGGCGAGAAAGGAAUGGUCGCUGACACGAACGUGGAUCUUGGCCCAUCGCCUCAUGAAAAGCCUACCUUCUUGAAGAAGUUCCUCCGACCAGAUAUCUACACCGACUAUGCAACAAUGCGUCGCUUGGUCCCCAAGAUGGUCGGUGUCAGAUACGAGUCUGAGGAAGAAGACGAUGCCUACUUCAACCCGGCAGUCACUUCACAGCCGCAACUUUUGUGGAUUCCGCGUGAUCCAAUGGGUGUCAGUAGACAGGAAGUCAGAGAAACAAGCAAGGUGAUACCAAUCACGGAUGAAGGCGCCACUCUUGAUGAGAAGAACAAGAUCGUCUGGGAUGCUCAAGAUGGUCGUCCGCCAAUCUGGGAGCGUCCAGUCUAUUACUAA
Messenger RNA from Aureobasidium melanogenum CBS 110374, 2646 nucleotides. Its product is annotated as DUF221-domain-containing protein. The transcript is spliced from 3 exons. The coding region runs from base 1 to 2646 and encodes 881 amino acids. Gene Ontology annotation, cellular component: plasma membrane. NCBI's taxonomy places the organism in Eukaryota, Fungi, Ascomycota, Dothideomycetes, Dothideales, Saccotheciaceae. The record is from RefSeq and is a predicted model, not a curated record. Gene Ontology annotation, molecular function: calcium-activated cation channel activity.